AUGGACAUAAAACCGCACAAUUUUGUUAUCUCGUUAGAAGAUAAUUCUGACAGUCGUAUUAUCGAAUCAAAACUUAUAGACUUUAGUACUUCUGUUUAUAUGGAUAUGCGUCAAGAAGAAGUAGAAUUACAAGGAAAAAUUUUAGGGACAGAAAUGUAUAUUGCUCCAGAAAUCAAAAAUCAUCAUGAAAAAAGGGAGCCUUUCAAUGUACGAAAUUUUUCAAUUUAUUUCAGUAAUUUUAAGUUACAGUCGGUUUAA
Molecule: messenger RNA, 258 nt
Organism: Meloidogyne enterolobii
Lineage: Eukaryota; Metazoa; Nematoda; Chromadorea; Rhabditida; Meloidogynidae
Source: the annotation of a GenBank genome assembly